UUUCACCAUGAAAGUCAUAAAGAUUACAGUCACUGAAGUAAUUAGUUAAGAUUGACUCUGGAAAUGAGGAUGGACUGGCGGUGGAUGGUUCCUUUGUUUGUGCUUGGGAUUAGAGCAGAGACUGAUGUAAUGGCGAGCCCGGAGGUAAACAACAGCCAACAGGAGGUCCCUGAUAAUGUAUACACCGACAUUGGAUCCACCAGACAGAAGAUCAUGACGGCACAGUUCGAGUGCUAUCAGAAGAUAAUAAAUGACAACAGCAAUGUUAAAGCAGCUGGCCUGAUAUGUAACCGAACGUGGGACGGGUGGCUGUGCUGGGACGACACAGACGCGGGUGUCAUUGCUCACCAGCAUUGUCCUGACCACUUCCACGACUUUGACAUCACAGAACUAGCCACUAAAGUGUGCAUGGAUGAUGGCCAGUGGUUUAUUCAUCCAGAGAGCAACAGGACAUGGACGAAUUUCACCAGAUGUAAUGUGCACAGUAAAGAAACCCGAAUGACGACAAUAAACCUGCUGUACUUAGCACUGAUAGGACACGGACUGUCCCUGAUCUCCCUGUUAAUUUCGCUUGGGAUAUUUUUCCAUUUUAAAAGUUUGAGCUGCCAGAGAAUCACCCUGCACAAAAACCUCUUCAUUUCUUUUAUUUUAAACUCUAUCAUUACUAUAAUCUGGUUAACGGGCGUGGCCAGCAACCAGGAACUAGUGCAGAGCAAUCCGACGAGCUGUAAAGUUUUGCAGUUUAUUCAUCUCUAUCUUAUCGGGUGUAACUACUUUUGGAUGCUGUGCGAAGGAAUUUACCUCCACACGCUCAUCGUUGUAGCCGUAUUCGCCCAAAAACAGCAUUUAAAGUGGUACUAUCUUCUCGGAUGGGGCUUUCCACUUUUACCAACAACAAUACAUGCCGUAGCGAGAAGUUACUAUUAUGAUGACAAUUGCUGGAUCAGUUCAAACACGUCUCUGCUGUACAUCAUCCACGGGCCGAUCUGUGCCGCGCUGUUGGUGAAUCUCUUUUUCCUGCUUAACAUCGUGCGCAUCCUCAUCACCAAGCUGAAGGUGACGCACCAAGCCGAGUCGAGUCUGUACAUGAAGGCCGUGCGUGCCACCCUUAUUCUCGUCCCACUGUUGGGAAUCCAGUUCGUCCUCCUGCCUUAUAAACCUGCAGGACGGGUCUUCUCUGAGAUCUAUGACUACAUCAUGAACAUCUUAAUGCAUUAUCAGGGUCUUCUGGUGGCCACCAUCUUCUGCUUCUUUAAUGGAGAGGUACAGAGUGUGUUACGGAGACACUGGAAUCAGUAUCGGAUGCAGUUUGGCAACGCGAUGGCUAAUGCCGAGGCGCUGAGAUCGACGUCCUACACAGCCUCGUCCAUCACCGAGGUGCAGGGCUGCUACAGCAUCGACGGCCACAGCGAACACUUAAACGGCAAGAGCUGUCUCGAAACUGAUAAAUCUGAGAACUCUUUCAACUGAGCAUGUCACUGAACAUGGCGAGACUGCAUUCUGAUCGUCUUCGGGUUACCGCUGCCAGAGUCCCAUGACUGCACCUGUCCAGAAUUCUCUGCCGAUGCAUGAUGGAAGUAAUUUGGAAAGGAAGGUUUACCGCACCGCUCUCACACUGCCUUAUCUUACACAACGCUUACUAAAUAGAUACUCUGUAAGAACAGAGAUGCUUUGAUCAUCCAGAGUGUUAAGCGUUAGUUAGUCUUCUAAGCAUAGAAACCAUUGGCAAGUGACAUUCAAGUAAUUAACACUAAUUUCUGUAGGUAAUAUAUGUUACACUAAAUGACACUUUUAAAUAUUCUAAUCCUUUCAGGGAAACUCAAUUGCCUGGGAAAAUUGUCAAUAUGAGAAUAUCUGACGCACCAAGCAAGAGUUAUUGCAUCAUACGAUAUACCAGCACACUGUCAUAGUUAGAGUCGUUAAUAGUUAAGAAUACUGAUUCAUUGAAAUUAUAAAGACAUUUUUCAUAGGACUGCAGAUAUGUAGCUGUACUACUGCACUGGUAAUUUUACAGCUUACAAUGAUAAUCUUGUUUACUUAAGUUAACUGUUAUAUAAUCAGUGAUUUAUUUAAACAAUGCACAUCUUAAUAAAUUAUAAUUCUAAUUAAGAAUGUAAAAACAUUUCUGAAUAUUUCCUGUUAUAUGAUUACAGUAAACCGAAUAUACACUGUAGGCUCAGUGAAACCAUUUCUAGCCAUUAUUGAUCAUUUUAAGUAAGUAAAUCUGUUGCUAGAUAAUAUUUUGCUCUAUAAAUCUAUGCUUAAAAUUAAAAGAUUACAUUGCCUGGCCAAAAAAAAGAACAAUCAUUUCAGUUAAGCAAUUUCUUGAUGGUGAGACUCAUCAGGGGAAAAAAAGUGCAUUGUGAUCGGAUUAAUAUUCCCUUGGAAGUAUGCUCCACAGGGUGUUUUGCCAUGUCGAGGGCGAUUCCAAACCGCAGGAAGCGAUACUGUUCAGUUAGAAUAAAACUAUAACUGCUGUAGGGAAAGAGUAAACAUUGGGUCUUCAUUUCAGUGGAAGUGGACAUGAAAAAAAUUCCCAUCACGAAAAAAAUGGCGACCACCAAGUUGUCACUGUUGGGCCCUUGAGCAAGGCCCUUAACCCUCAACUGCUCUGAUGUAUGAUGAGAUAAAAAUGUAAGUC
This is a messenger RNA of Clarias gariepinus (North African catfish), 2641 nucleotides long. RefSeq names its product calcitonin receptor-like a (gene calcrla). The transcript is spliced from 13 exons. The record is from RefSeq and is a predicted model, not a curated record. Gene Ontology annotation, molecular function: adrenomedullin receptor activity; calcitonin receptor activity; calcitonin gene-related peptide receptor activity. The coding region runs from base 64 to 1470 and encodes 468 amino acids. Lineage: Eukaryota; Metazoa; Chordata; Actinopteri; Siluriformes; Clariidae. Gene Ontology annotation, cellular component: plasma membrane. Gene Ontology annotation, biological process: adenylate cyclase-activating G protein-coupled receptor signaling pathway; angiogenesis; cell surface receptor signaling pathway.